Aspergillus ruber CBS 135680 is the source of this 569-nucleotide messenger RNA. RefSeq lists its product as uncharacterized. Bases 1 to 513 code for a protein of 170 amino acids. The record is from RefSeq and is a predicted model, not a curated record. The transcript has 2 exons. Lineage: Eukaryota; Fungi; Ascomycota; Eurotiomycetes; Eurotiales; Aspergillaceae.
AUGACACAAUUCUCUCUUAUGCCCCAACCUUACAAUGCAUUCCUGCGGGCUAUUAUCACCAACCCAGUUCGAGCCAAGCAUGUUGAAGAGCUCCACACAUCAAAUGUAUCCGAAGAUGACCCUCGUGAAAUUCCAGAGGACAACAUCCAAUUCUUCCAGUCAGCAGUCUCGAAACUCUCACUUUCUGACGAACUCAAAGAUCGCCUAAAUGAGGGAAUAAAGGAAAGGCACAGUGACCCGAUGCUGGCUCUUCUACUCUGCAAGCUACCCAAUCUGAAGAAUCUAUUCCUAUACCGACCUGAUAUCUGCGACAUGAUAUGUGAGCUUAUUAAGCACGCCAAUUCGGGCAAAUUUUCCGGUCUUGACAAGCUCCAACGAUUCUCCAUAAAAACCAUCAACGUUUUCUGUGAUGUGGGAACUGUUCGAGACUAUGGGGGCGUUUUUAAUAUGGCGCACGAGGUGCAAAUCGUGCAGCUAAAUGAUGAGACUAUGAGUCCAUCCCGAUUCCAAUAGGGCUCAUCUGCAGUUGAGCAUCUUCAUAUCCUCGAGAGUGGUAUGGGAACUGAUGC